Messenger RNA from Sphaerulina musiva SO2202, 333 nucleotides. RefSeq names its product carbohydrate-binding module family 20 protein. The transcript has a single exon. Lineage: Eukaryota; Fungi; Ascomycota; Dothideomycetes; Mycosphaerellales; Mycosphaerellaceae. The annotation marks the transcript as partial. Gene Ontology annotation, cellular component: membrane. The record is from RefSeq and is a predicted model, not a curated record. Gene Ontology annotation, molecular function: starch binding.
UGCACGAUUGCCAGUACCGUCGACGUGAGCUUCUCCGUCAACGUCACAACGCAAUGGCUCGAAGGGGUAUCUGUAGUCGGCUCGAUUGCCGCCUUGGGGACCUGGGCCACAGCUUCGGGAUACAAUCUGAGUGCCACGACGUACACCUCUACCAACCCGAUCUGGAGUGGUGGUCCCGUCAGUCUUGCGGCGGGAACGUCGUUUCAGUAUAAAUUCAUCAAGUACAAUUCUACGAGUAAUGCUGUGACGUGGGAGUCGGGCUCGAAUCGCGAUUAUACUGUCCCUAGGAGCUGUGCUACGACUGCUUUGGUGAGUGGUGUGUGGCAGGCAUAA